This is a messenger RNA of Drosophila sulfurigaster albostrigata, 1829 nucleotides long. RefSeq lists its product as uncharacterized. The coding region runs from base 31 to 1212 and encodes 393 amino acids. NCBI's taxonomy places the organism in Eukaryota, Metazoa, Arthropoda, Insecta, Diptera, Drosophilidae. The record is from RefSeq and is a predicted model, not a curated record. The transcript is spliced from 5 exons.
AAGCAUAUUCAUGGACCAAAAGGCCAUGAAAUGGAAAAAAUCGAAGUGCUGUCGCAAAUAAAAUUGAAGUGUCAAACCAAUUCCGACGACACCAAAAAAAUAUUUAAUGAUGUUCUCGCGAGAAAAACAAAUGGAGAAGAGGAAAUAGAAAUAAGUUAUGAUACGGUGAAACGCACUCUACAGCGAAAAAGACAACCCUUUCUUCCAAAAUCUCCAAUUACUCCCGAGGACGUGCGCGAUGCUUUCAAUGAUGAAAAUAUCAUGAACCGUUUUGGCAUGACAAAAGGAAAUUUUCCGAAAGUUUUUUUUAAGAAAUUAUAUGCAUCAAGUUCAUUUGCCUAUUGUGUAUUUGCGUCUGACAAGGUCAUCACUUUGAUGCAAGCCAAUAUUGAGGAGCAGAAUAGGCAUUUUUUAAUAGAUGCUACAUUUAAAGUUUGCCCUUUCGGGGACUUUAAGCAACUGCUUCUUAUUUAUGUUAAACACAUGCAAAAGAUAACACCGUUCCUAUUUGUUUUGAUGACUCGUAAAACAGAGCUCUGUUACCAACACCUAUUUACAUAUGUUGACUCAAACAUUUUCUGUCUUAAUGGUGCAUCAUUUAUAUCGGAUUAUGAGAAGGCGAUGCGCAACGCUUUGAAAAAUUUGCAUCCAAAUAUGAAUUUCUUUGCUUGCUGGUUCCAUUUUACCCAAGCAUGUAAAAGAAAUGCAAUCAAAACUAUUGGUUUGGAGAAAAUGCUUUCGUGCAAUAAACAUGCGUAUAUGCUGUUUAUGAAAUUUCUAUAUUUACCUCUUUUACCGGAAUGCAAGAUUGUUAAAGCAUUUAGUCUUCUUGAAGCUCAAGCCACAGCCUUAGAUAAGAAGAUGUUUUCGCCCUUUUUAAAAUAUUUUAAGAAGCAGUGGCUUCAGAAAGAAGGACCUAAAAAUAUAUCGGUAUACAAACGAUCCACAAGAACCACGGGCUCAGUUAAAGCAUACAAUUUAAAUCUGGGCAAUAAAAUUCGAGCAAAGGGACACUUUUUCAAAUUUGUGGAAUGUAUAAUUGAUGCGGAGUAUGAAAAAAGUCGAGAAUUCGCUCUUCUCUUUCAAAAUGGUGGGAUAGGUUCAACACAACCAAAACCUAUACGUGAUCGCGCUCAAAAAAUUAUGGAUGCAAUGGAUUUGUUUGACAAGGGAGAAAUUGACAUACAGGGUUUUUUGACACGACCGUUUUAAAAAACAGGACCUGUUCGACAGUGUGCAUAUGGACUCUAAUUUGUCGGGAAUGUCAUCUGAAAUGAAGGCAUCAACAUCAUCGCUUUCGUCGAGUGACUCAAAAUCUAGUCAAAUAUCCGAUUCAUCUAUAUUUCAAAUGAAUCCCUGCAAUGUAUGUCUCAUCGAACCAAAAUCGGUUUUAUUACGCCCAUGUAAUCAUUUGAAUAUUUGUGCAGGAUGUUGGGAUCAAAUUCUGGCUCAUAAUCAAGAACAGAACGAUGAUCCUAACGAUCCUGGCAGUGGUGAACCAAAAUGUCCAACGUGUCAACAAGUUGUCAAAGAAGCUAUCCGUAAUGUUUAUAUAUAUAAUUAAAAAAUUAAAAUAAUAAACUAAGUUUCAUGCAUUUAAAUAAAUGUAUGUAAUAUGGGCAAUUCUCUGACAGAAUUUGUGGGACCGUCUUUACAGUGAAAAAAACAUAAACUAAACCAAUUUGAAAAUAAGUGAAAGUUAUUCUUACUAAUCUAGAGCUAUGAGAAUAACCUUUCCUUAUUUUUAAAAUGUGUAUAGUUUAUGUUUUUUUCACUGUAAUGACGUUCACACAAAUUCGGUCAGAGAAUUGUUCAUAUGUAUAAUAUAU